AUGCCCCAACCGCCAAAGCCUUUCCGUUCCCAAAUAAUGGUGCUCCUCCCGCCCCCGCCGUUAUCCCCUUCCGCCAAUUUCUCCAGUCACCCCCAACGCCACCUGCGGCGGACUAUUCUCCCCCGCCGACUUCUUGCCACGCCGGCAGCGUCCUCCCGUGAGGUGGACUACUUCACGCAGUCCUCCGGUUAUCUAUUUGAGCUGAGCUCUUCCGAAGCCGAAUCACUGACCGAGUACAACGUAUCAAAAAUCGCGGUAAUAUAUCAGAAGAGGCCUUUGAUUCUUUUCCGCCGACUGUUUCAAACCGCCGCCACUCUCGGCAAGUGGUUCGCCCUGCGGUACUACGACAGUCUCGCCGAGCAGGUUGAUACUAUGUUCGAGGUCAGAAUUUCACCAUUUUUCCGUUAUGGAGUGUUGAUGCCCGUUUCUAAUGUUGUUUUGAAAGUGUGUGUUGCAAAAUUUGGCACAUCAGUAUCCUUGGGACUUGGAGGUCUUAGCACGACUUGCUCUGGGAGUGUUGAUGUUCAUCUGGAAAUUGGUGGUUGUUGUUUUUUGGUUAGAGCUGCUCAAUUGAGAAAGAUACUAGUGCAACUUGGUCCGGCCUACAUUAAGAUAGCUCAGGCUAUUUCAUCUAGACCCGAUUUGAUACCACCGUCAUACUUGGAUGAGCUUUCCCUUUUGCAAGAUCGAAUUGCACCUUUUUCCACAGAGGUUGCCUUUGAUAUAAUAGAGCAAGAACUUGGAUUACCAAUAGCUGCAUUGUUCUCGGAAAUCUCACCUGAGCCUGUGGCAGCUGCAUCACUUGGACAGGCAUGUCUUGCUGUUUACGUUUAUCAAGCUAGGCUUCGCUCCAGUGGUAAGGUCGUUGCUAUUAAAGUUCAGAGGCCUGGUGUCAGAGCUGCAAUCUCGUUGGACAUACUAAUCUUGCGGUACCUGGCAGGGGUUAUAAGAAGUGCAGGAAAAUUUAAUACUGACCUUCAGGAGAUGGAUUACAAGAUAGAAGCAGAAAAUGGAGUUAAGUUUAGACAGUUAUAUGGUAACAUACAAGAUGUUGUUGUUCCUGAAAUGUAUGUUGAGCAAACAACUCGGAAGGUCCUUACGAUGCAGUGGGUUGAGGGUCAGAAGCUGGCUGAGGUUAAAGACCUGUACAUGAUUGAGGUGGGAGUUUAUUGUUCAUUCAAUCAACUUCUAGAGUAUGGGUUCUAUCAUGCUGAUCCCCAUCCUGGAAACCUUCUUCGCACAUAUGAUGGGAAACUAGCCUACUUAGACUUUGGCAUGAUGGGUGAAUUCAAACAAGAGCUUCGUGAUGGCUUCAUAGAAGCUUGUCUCCAUCUUGUAAAUCGUGAUUAUGAUUCACUGGCAGAAGACUUUGUAACUCUUGGGUUUCUUCCUCUAACAGCUGAUAAGGAUGCAGUCACAGAGGCAUUGACAGGUGUCUUCCGCAAUGCCGUUUCCAAAGGGGUUCGCAAUAUAAGCUUUGAGGAUCUUCUUGGGAAUCUUGGAACGACCAUUCUUGCUGUUUUGGAAGGCAUUGCCAUCACCUUCAACCCGGAGUACAAGGUUUUGGGUAAUACCUACCCUUGGAUAGCCAGAAAAGUGCUGACUGGUGGCUCGCCAAAGCUAAAAUCAUCUUUGCAAGCUCUUCUGUACGAGGAUGGAGUAUUCCGGAUUGAUCGAUUAGAGUCUCUCCUAACAGAGACUUCCCUUGAGCAGUCCCUACGUGCCAAGAUGGAGAGAGCAUCAGUUAAAGAGAAGGUAGAAGACGAGUCUAAGAUGGUUACCAAACAAAUUCUAUCUUUCGCUUUGGAUGAGAAGGGUGCAUUUGUGAGAGAAAUACUUCUUGAGGAAUUUUCUAAGGGGUUGGAUGCACUUGGACUUGCGACCUUGGACUCAAUAACAUCUGCCAUAACUGGAAACUUACCCUUCAGACCAUAUCCUGCUUCCUCUUUAACCGAUGAAGACAUCACCAAUCUGAGAACACUGCAAAGGCUCAUGCAAUUACUCUCAGGUCUUCAACACACUGAAACUCCUGGGGAAGUCAAAGGAGUCAACCUGUAUGACAGUCGAAAUCCAUCUUCAAGUGAAGCUGGACUGCUCCCUUAUGGAAUAGUAUCUGGGCAAGAAAUGUUACCACUUCUAUCUCUUAUUGCUGAGCUCCCACAAGAUUCGAAAUAUCAAUUGUUGAGAUUGCCAGCUGAUCUAGCAGGAAAACUAGUUUCUCGUGCAGCUGCCAGGACAAUAAGGCGGGCUAUCGUGUGAAAACACCCAAAACUCCUAUGAUCACCUAUUAAAGAGUCAAUCAAGAACAAGUUUUAAAUACUAAUAAGGAGGUACUUAGCAUACAAGUUUGAAAGAAUACUCAACAUCUAUGUUGGAAUUUAUACUUUAUGGAAUCUACCUAAUCCAAUAAACGCACCUAUAAUUUUAUUAUUUCAAUUCCUAUUCCAACCCUUUUAGACUAAAAACAAUUUUUUUUUCAAGUGAGUAUUGUCUUAGUAAGACAUUUUAUGAAGCGUGUUCGACAGUAAUUUUAUUACAAUUUUUAACCAGUUAGCUACGAGAAAGCAUACAGUAUGGAAUAGAGGAGCAAUCAUGGAUUUCAAUUUUCAUACAAUGAUUCUUCUUCGUUAUGUACAUACGAGAAAGCGUACAGUAUGAAAUAGAGGAGCAAUCAUGGAUUUUAAUUUUCAUAUAAUAAUUUUUCUUCGUUAUGUACAUAGCAUUCAACAGUAACUAAAAUGGAAGAAGAAUUUAGGCAAACUUCCAAUUUU
Molecule: messenger RNA, 2771 nt
Organism: Striga asiatica
Lineage: Eukaryota; Viridiplantae; Streptophyta; Magnoliopsida; Lamiales; Orobanchaceae
Source: the annotation of a GenBank genome assembly